AUGUCUACCACUCCCUCAUCUCUACGCUUGGAUCCGGAUCUCUUUGAUCCUAGCUGGGUUGCUUUGCCUAACGACAAGGGUGCCACUGGCGGACUGUCGUUUGCUUCAACCCAGAUACGCAAUAGCUGGAUCGUCAGACUUGAUUUCAGGCAAAAUUCGGCACCGAAGGGGGAGAAGAGCCACGGAACUGGAUUUUACGUCAAUAUCCCGGGUACCAAAGCCCACGUUAUCCUCACUGCCGCGCAUAAUCUCGUUGAUAAGCAAAAUAAGCCGUCUCAGGAUUUGCAGUUUUAUGACCCCUUACAAUGCGCCAUUAUCAAACCCGGAGAUCCGGACAUCUUCGUAUCCCCUUCAUACUUGUCAAGGCCACGGACCGAAACUGACUUUGGAGCAAUCCGUGUACCGACCAGCACGUCUGUAUCCCGUGGGUUUGGAUUUGCUUUGAAACUUGCCGAGGAAAGCCUGCGUGAUAAAAGUCUACAGAUUUGCGGAUUUCCCUCGGACUGCACUCGACCUGAACCAUCUACCAGCUCUGGGGACUGCAAGCGCUGGAAUCGGAGUCGCCUAGAAUACCAGAUAGCCACGGCAAAGGGGUUGAGCGGGGCACCGGUAUUUAUGCCAUUCAAGGGUCAUGACACGGUUGUUGGUAUUCACGAGACGGUCCUGGAGCAAAUCUUCCGAUGGCUGGGGGUAAGCCACGAAGAGAAGGCUCUCAGAGUCUUUCCUUCCAAAGACGCACCUCUUGAGGGUCUAUAUCUUCGCUUUCCUCCAUUCGAGCAACAUGGCUGGGUACGCCUGGGAGAGCAGGGCCUUGAAACCACUUUUGAUAUCUUCCCAGCCUACGCACCCACAUCAAACCUGACCGGCAAACCCACUUAUGUAUUUCGGUUCCGACAUCCGCGCGGAUGGCCUCAAUCGAGAGAGAAGCAGCGAUGGGUUCUCUGGGAUUACGUGAGGCAAGUCGUGACGCUGACUGAUAAGUUAGAAGACUGCUGUUUCCCCUAUAUUGUCCGGAUCGAGCCAAAGAAAAAUUCAAAGAAGAAACCAACAAACAAUUCCGAGAUGUUUCGUAUUGUGCUAGAGCGCAAGGAUCCAGAGAACCCUGCUGAUAUAGGCCAGCUUGUUGAGUUUCGCAUGGCGAAUUUUUUACUUAAAGAGGAAGAUAUCGAGAUGGAAGAGAUGGAUACACCAGAGGUGGGGUUUAUGAAGCAUUAUAUCAAUAAACCUGCUAAGGUAUGUUUUAAGGCAGCUGUUCAGUCCCUUUGGAUUUCGACUAAUGAGGGCUGUUAG
Molecule: messenger RNA, 1290 nt
Organism: Trichophyton verrucosum HKI 0517
Lineage: Eukaryota; Fungi; Ascomycota; Eurotiomycetes; Onygenales; Arthrodermataceae
Exons: 3
Coding region: 1-1290 (429 amino acids)
Source: RefSeq, a predicted model, not a curated record